GGCCUGAGGUGAAAUGGAAGAAGAGGAGGAGAGGAAAGAGGGAGAGGGGGAGGAGGAAGUCCAAUUCGUUGGGAGGAGUAAUGUUGAAAUUUAAUAGUCGAUCAUCCCUUAUUGAUGUAGUGAAGGAAAUAAAAAGGGAAGAAUAGAACCAAUGGAUCACCUCAUCUGGCAGGGAUAUGUGGUUGGACCGGUGGAGGGUGGUGAGGAGAAAGAUAGGAGAUACGACAUUAUGGGUGAAUGGAGUAGAGACUCCUAUCAGGGAGUGCAAAAAGACGCUAGAGGAGGGUGGAACGUAUCGGGUAGGGAAAGUGGCGAUCAUGCCGUCAGGGAUUGAGCAUAGGAAAUUUGUGUUGAGGGACGUACUUCGRCAACCGUGGAGGGUGAAGGGGUURUAUAGGAAAGGUGCGCAGGRGUUGGUGGCRUUGUUYCRGACCGGAUCGUGGUUUGGUCAAACAAAGACGCAGAAUCGGAUUAAGAAUCUUAUCAACAGGAUUGUGAGAAGGAAAUUCGGAGUAGAAAUAAGGAGAAGACCUUGCGUGAGAGUUCCUUUUUCUCCGGACCUGAAAAUGGGGGAGGUGAAAGAAGUAGCAGGUAAUACAAUUCGGAAAGGAGGAUUGGAGAUGCAUAUUGUCGGGUUCGUUGCGGGAAGGGUGAGAGUGGUUACGACAAAGAAGGCUUCGGUUGGGAUGAUUAUCCACAAUCAGUGGAAGUACGCAAAGAUAGAAGAAGUCCUCUGCGCAUGUGAAGGGAUGAAUCUACCAAGACAUGAAGGCCAUGUUCGGGUGAGGGUGAACGAUAUAGAAGAGUUACCUUGUUUUGUUUGGAACUCUCGCAAUGUGACGAAGGGCGACGUUGUGUCCCCUUGGAAGAUGGAAAGGUGUAUUUGGGAAGGGGUGAGAGAGUGGGUGACGUGGGAAAAGAAUCCAGGUAUCAUGGGGCAGGUGGUGAGGUGCUACAAGAAGGAGAGAGGAUCUAAAUCCGAGGCUAUGACCACUACGGAGGUGCGGAGGGUGUUCUCGGGUUGUAACAGGUUGGUUGCAGUGCCGAUAGACCGUAAUCCUGGCGCGACUCUGCUGAUAUGCCCGGCAGCUUACCAUCGGGCAUGCAAGGAUACAUUUGGAAGAAAUCCGAGCUUCCGGGUAAUUCCUGAGGCCGAGGAUAAGAUACUGAAGACGAUGAGAAGCGAUUAUGAGCAGCUGGGAUUGACAAGUAUUGCGAGGUGGCAAUCUGGCGGGAAGAUCGACCUUGCGUACGUUUUACUGAAAGACAAGGAUCUACAGCGGUGGAGGCCAAUAUCCCCAAGUACCUGUGAUCCGUCCAGGCUGGCCACAACUCGAGUUGGACGCGCUAUUCGAUAUAUGCUGUUCGGCUUGUCAAGGAAGGAGCACUUCGAUUUGAAGUCGAUGGAUGAGGUGGGGGAACGCAGUAAGACCAUUGAGAGAGAGUUGGGCAAGUCGGCGGACGGCGCGUUUGCUCGGAGCUAUGACAUCAAGGAUAUGUUUGCACGCUUGUCUCACGAAAGCGUGGUGGAGGCAGUAGAGUGGGUGGUGAAGUAUCAUCAGAGUAAAGGGUUUAAAGGGGUACGGGUGAGCUGCUAGGGGAAGCUGUGCGCAAUGAUGAGGAAAAUUAGGAAGGAGGAAGGAUUCGUGACCAUGACCUUCGAAGAAAUUUGGAGAGAGGUGGGGUUUGAACUUUCUCAUUCGUUUGUCCGCUGUACGGGAAGUUUGUUGAGACAAAAGAUGAGAAUUCCUAUGGGGAGGAAUUCGAGCCCGGCGCUAGCAUGUUUGGUAUGUGCCAGGGCCGAAUCAAGGUUCAUGGCGGUG
Molecule: messenger RNA, 1823 nt
Organism: Chara braunii
Lineage: Eukaryota; Viridiplantae; Streptophyta; Charophyceae; Charales; Characeae
Source: the annotation of a GenBank genome assembly